Molecule: messenger RNA, 3534 nt
Organism: Chinchilla lanigera (long-tailed chinchilla)
Lineage: Eukaryota; Metazoa; Chordata; Mammalia; Rodentia; Chinchillidae
Gene: Erg
Product: v-ets avian erythroblastosis virus E26 oncogene homolog
Exons: 12
Coding region: 655-2115 (486 amino acids)
Biological process (GO): regulation of transcription by RNA polymerase II; cell differentiation
Cellular component (GO): nucleus
Molecular function (GO): sequence-specific DNA binding; DNA-binding transcription factor activity, RNA polymerase II-specific
Source: RefSeq, a predicted model, not a curated record
CAGACUUUUUGGAAUGUCUGGGAGCUAAGGGCUUUGCUUCAUGGAGCAGAAUUCUGAAGCAAGAAAAAGAGAAAGUUAUAGACUAAACCACAGAAAUGUAAACAAGUCUGCAGCUAAAAUAACUCCACUUUCAUUGAAAACACUGCUCCUUCACAAUCAGACUUCUGUGUGCUACGGUCAAUAAAACGGCAUGUUAAUAGCGACCAAUUAAUAGAUUAUGUUGCUCGGUCUUAAAAGUUGAGGGAGUUUUAAUUAUUAUUUUUCAAAUUAAAGGAGUGCUUAUUCCUUCCCUUCCCUUGGGGUGGUGGGGAGGACUUAGCUUUCUUUCUGGCUGUUUGCUGACGUUCUUGGCUGUUAAAGUUUGGAGAGGGAGGGAGAUGGGUAGUUCGCCUUCGGGCGGAAUAGGGAGAGCUUUCGGGAGGGCGCCGGGGACGUUUUCCUAGAGAUCGCGCGCGGGGACCGUCGCGCCGGCCCACGGGACCGGGGGGAGAUCGGCGGCACCAGGUUAUCCGAGGUCUUUGGUGACCCAUGAAGAGCGGUGUCGAUCAAGCACAAGGCCAAUGACUCACAGAGGGAGAAGAUGGUGGGGCCCAGGGCAACUAAAGCCGUCCCGGGCUCUGCACGGCUGGUAGAUGGGCCGGCUCACUGAAGGACAUGAGUCAGACUGUCCCGGACCCUGCAGCGCAUAUCAAGGAAGCGCUAUCAGUUGUGAGCGAGGACCAGUCAUUAUUUGAGUGUGCCUACGGAACGCCGCACCUGGCUAAGACAGAGAUGACCGCGUCCUCCUCCGGCGACUAUGGCCAGACUUCCAAGAUGAGCCCGCGGGUCCCUCAGCAGGACUGGCUGUCUCAACCCCCCACCAGGGUCACCAUCAAGAUGGAAUGCCACCCUAGCCAGGUGAACGGCUCCAGGAACUCGCCUGAUGAAUGCAGCGUGGCCAAAGGCGGGAAGAUGGUGGGCAGCCCGGACACGGUGGGCGUGAACUACAGCAACUACAUGGAGGAGAAGCACAUGCCGCCUCCCAACAUGACCACCAACGAGCGCAGGGUGAUCGUGCCCGCAGACCCGACACUGUGGAGCACAGACCACGUCCGGCAGUGGCUGGAGUGGGCGGUGAAAGAAUACAGCCUCCCGGAUGUGGACGUCUUACUGUUCCAGAACAUCGACGGGAAGGAGCUGUGCAAAAUGACUAAGGACGACUUCCAGAGGCUCACCCCGAGCUACAACGCUGACAUCCUCCUCUCUCACCUCCACUACCUCAGAGAGACUCCUCUUCCACAUUUGACUUCCGAUGAUGUUGAUAAAGCCUUACAAAACUCUCCGCGGUUAAUGCAUGCUAGAAACACAGGGGGUGCAGCUUUUAUUUUCCCAAAUACUUCAGUAUAUCCCGAAGCUACGCAAAGAAUUACAUCUAGGCCAGAUUUACCUUACGAGCCUCCCCGGAGGUCAGCCUGGACCGGUCACGGCCACCCCGCCCCUCAGUCCAAAGCUGCUCAGCCGUCUCCUUCCGCAGUGCCCAAAACUGAAGAUCAGCGCCCCCAGUUAGACCCUUAUCAGAUCCUUGGACCAACAAGCAGCCGCCUUGCUAAUCCAGGUAGUGGUCAGAUCCAGCUGUGGCAGUUCCUCCUGGAGCUCCUAUCUGACAGCUCCAACUCCAACUGCAUCACCUGGGAGGGUACCAACGGGGAGUUCAAGAUGACGGACCCCGACGAGGUGGCCCGGCGCUGGGGAGAGCGCAAGAGCAAGCCCAACAUGAACUACGACAAGCUCAGCCGCGCCCUCCGCUACUACUAUGACAAGAACAUCAUGACCAAAGUCCACGGGAAGCGCUAUGCCUACAAGUUUGACUUCCAUGGGAUCGCCCAGGCCCUGCAGCCCCAUCCCCCCGAGUCGUCCCUCUACAAGUAUCCCUCGGACCUCCCGUACAUGGGCUCCUACCACGCUCACCCACAGAAGAUGAACUUCGUGGCUCCCCACCCUCCAGCCCUCCCCGUCACCUCCUCCAGCUUCUUCGCUGCCCCCAACCCCUACUGGAAUUCCCCGACCGCGGGCAUCUACCCGAACACUCGGCUUCCAGCCAGCCACAUGCCUUCCCACCUGGGCACUUACUACUAGGCACCCCACGGAGGCCUUUCCCGCCAUCGCGCCACCACCACGGAUGCCACAAACUCUAUGGGACAACAGGGAUCAGAAGUGCCUCAAGGGGGUGGAGAAGCUCGGCUGGGGCUGGGAAAAGGAACCAGGAGAGUCCUGAAGACUCACAGUGGGGAGGGAGUUACUAAAGUAUUACUACAGACCUAAAGAGGGUGCUCGGAGUGGGACAAACAUGGACAUGUCACCUGCGGGCCAACCUUGCCGAGGACGUUGUGGGUAGAAGCAUGAAGUCAAGAGGAGGAGUGCCAAAGAACAUGGCCUUAAAUAGAGUAGAGACCGUAGAGUAGAGGUUGGGGUCCUGCUCAUGAGGCCUGGGAUGCAACUCAAGCAAUAGAGGUAACACAGUCUUGGCCUAUCACACCGUUUAGAGUGUCAUGGAAGGAAAACUACCUGUAUUUAAAAAUAGAAACAUAUCAAAACCAAAACAAAACCAGAAGACCAGAGAGAGACUGGCCCCCUCCCCGAAGCUGGUAUGGGACUUUGAGCGCUUGCUGUUUUGGUUGGAAUCACAUUCAUUCCCUGCAAUGGGAAGCAAGCAGCUCUCUCCAACUGUGAAGAUGACCAGUUUCCAUCUCCUUUACAGUACUGCAGGAACUGUGAGCCAGGUGUUGGACUGAGGAUGUGAAUAGAGUGAGUGUGUGGUGGUAGACAAAGAGCGGAAGGAGGAAGUUGAGGAGGAGGAGGAAAGAAGUGAGAAGAAACUUCUCUGGGUUUAGGACACUUUGAGACCAGGGAGAGUGAGUCGUGGGUUCUCGUGGUCUGAUACAGUCAGUGUUGUACCAAAGCCAGUGUUAGGAGGAAGAACAUAGCCUCAUGGAGGGAGGGCGGAAGUAGAAUUCAGGACCAAAAAUGUGCAUCUCUUUUUAUCUUUGUCAAAAGAAAAUUUAAACUGGAAUUGUCUGAUAUUUAAAAGAAACGUUCAGGACCUCAGCAUUACGGGGGCUCUGUCCCCACAGGGUCAGGUAAGAGACAGCCUCUGUGCCGUCACAAUCAGAGAUCACAUAUGCAUUUGGGGUAGGCGGGCUCCAGUUUUCCUUUUUGAGUCGCGAACGCUGUGCGUUUGUCAGAACGAAGUAUACAAGUCAAUGGGUUUUUUUUCCUUUUUAUAUAAUAAUUAUAUAACUUAUGCAUUUAUACACUACGAGUUGAUCUCGGCCAGCCAAAGACACAUGACAAAAAAAAGAGACAAUCAAUGGUAUAAUGUGGCCUUGAAUUUUAACUCUGUAUGCUUAAUGUUUACAAUAUGAAAUUAUUAGUUCUUAGAAUGCAGAAUGUAUGUAAUAAAAUAAGCUUGGCCUAGCAUGGCAAAUCAGAUUUACACAGGAGUCUGCAUUUGCACUUUUUAGUGACAAAAAUUGCCUAAUAGAAAUUUGUGCUGAA